AGAAUAAAUCAAGAUGAAUUCGAACUCACGCGUGUUUGCGGGCUGUGCUGUACUCUUCGCUGUGAUAAGCGUAGGGCUGUUGGUUGCGGUCAUUGUGUUAGCAGUACAACUGGAACAGCUAAAGAACCAGCAGUCGCAACCAGGUGCAACCAACGGUGGUGCUGACAGGAAGUCUCAGACGGACGACUGGCGCAAAUAUCCCGCAACUCCUUCGGUAUUUGACACUCUUACAGAGACUGAUAUCACAGAAAUACGAGAUUUCCUUCACAGUCAGCCAGAGCUGAAUUUGGUACCUAUAAGCCAAGCAGAUAUGGCCAGCAACUACAUAUAUAUGAUGGAGCCUGUUCUUCCUAACAAGACGGACGUAUUACGACACUUAGACAAUGGCGAGGCAGUGCCCGAGCGCAGUGCCCGCGUCAGCUGCUUCAUGGGUGGAGAGAAUCCCCCGAUUAUCAGAGAAUUCAUCGUCUCCCCGAUUCCAAACAUUGCCCAGUACAAAGACUCCGACAAUCCUGCAGAGCGGCGCCCCAUACCGUGGCACACCAGACCCGCUAACCCUGUGGAAAUCCUAGCUAUUGAGGCAGCAGUGGUGCGUCCAGUGAUGGAGCAACUGUUCCAUAUUCUCGAGGAAACAUACGGGUAUUGGUACCACAACUGUACCGAUCGCUGCUUGGUGUUCAACUACGUACCAAGGGGUUUGAGGGACGGUGAUAGACAAAUGUUCAUUUGGGGGUUCCGCAGUAAGAUUGACGGCUACUAUCUUUGGCCAGUUUCUCUCUUGCUGCUUGUUGACGUCAAUGGGAAUGAUCCCACACAAUACAAUUUAACCAGGCUGUAUUUCGAAAAUCAUAGUUUUGUAAGCACAGACGAGUUACUUGCCAAUUACGGUAAUAUAAUAUGUAUACACACUUAUCCAAUUCCUACGGCGAGCGCCACAUAUGGCUCCCCAGAAUUGCGGGGAGAGAGAAAGGCUAACUGGAAGAAACUACCCAAGCAAACCGAGCCAGAGGGAAGGCGGUUCACUGUGGAUGGACAGAAGGUGAAAUACCUGGAUUGGGAGUUUAACUUCAGACUGAGAGCUGUUACGGGGCUUCAGGUGAUGGACAUCAGGUUCAAAGGUGAGAGGCUGGCUUAUGAAAUCAGCAUGUCUGACGUGGCUGUCUACUACUCUGGUAACGAACCAGCUGGUAUAUUGGCCAACUUUGUGGACGCCGGCUGGUCGAUCGGCACGCUCCACCAGCCCCUGAUGAAGGGAUACGACUGUCCGGAGAACGCCGCCUACUUCAACAACACCUUCUUCGAGUCUGGGACCGGAAAACCGCGGACCUAUGUCGAUGCUUUAUGUCUUUUUGAGCAAAACACUGGUCUGCCAGUGCGCCGUCAUCGCUCCAUUGAUUUCUUCGGCGCAGACCAGUCCAAGUACUUCUAUAAGUUUAGUAUGCCCGGAUCUGUGCUGAUUCUCCGCGGUAUCCCUACGGUGUGGAAUUAUGACUACAUCUUUGACUUUGUGUUUCAUCCAAACGGUGUUAUUGAAGUGAAGGUGGCGUCUACAGGAUAUAUACAGACGUUCACGUACCCGUUAGGAGGGAACAGCCGCUACGGGAACUUUGUGAACCGCGACUUCGGUAUCUUGGCCAACCUGCACCAUCAUCUCUUCAACGUCAAGGUAGAUCUCGAUAUCGGUGGACAACAGAACCGGUUUGAAACCUGGGACCUGCAGUUAGAGAAUAGGACCAACCCUCUGGCCCCAGAGGAGAGGUGGCUGCAGAAAAGGGCAGCAGUAAACCUUCGUAAAACAGAGAGCGAGGCACUCAUAAAAUACAAAUUUGAGGAACCCAAGUACUAUGUUAUGUACAACCAGCAGCGAAAUAACACAGCCGGCUACGCUCGUGGUUAUCGCAUCUAUGCCAAUGGUUUCUCCAAGGUGAUAUUGCCAGAAGGGUGGUACUCCGAAAACGGGAUCCCUUGGGCUCGCCACCAGUUGACCGUCACCAAAUACAAGGACAACGAGGACACCACAGCAUCCAUUUACAACCAAGCCGAUCCCUACAACCCCGUCAAAAACUUUGAGAAGUUUUACGGCGAUAACGAAGGUAUCGUGGAUCAAGACCUCGUGGCCUGGGUCUCUCUCGGUCUUCAACAUAUUCCUGUCAUGGAGGACAUCCCUGUGACCACAACACCAGGAAAACAGCUCUCUGUGGUCUUGGCGCCACUUAAUUACUUUGAUGAAGACCCUUCUAUUACGUCACAAGACGCCAUCGUGGAUCGUCCCUAGCUGUGAUUGUGGAAGUGCACCGGUUCUUAGCUUGAAUGCUUAAUAUUACUCCACGUUUUUUUUUUUUUUUUUUUUUUUUUUUUUUAAUUUGGUGGUCCUACGUCCUAUGCUCAUGACAGGCGUCACUCUCUCUGUCAUGGCAUUUUUUAACGUCUGUUUUUGAUUUGAUGAUAAUACCAAAUAUGUUUCAAUUUAAUACUUUUUAACAGAUUUAACAGUUUUUCAAAGCUCACAAUAAAUUCGGUGCAACAUUUAAAUUCAAAAGCGUGUGUGUGAACUGUUGAAGGUUUUUAUACUUAAAAGUAACAAUAUAUACAGGGUUGCUACUUAAUAUGGAAUAUUUUUUAACAUUGUUAUAUUUGAGUACUGAUUACUUUUUUUUUGGCUUGAGUCAUUAAAAAAGACACUAACACUGUUUGAUACAAGGUGUAUCCUAGGAGUUAUCAAGAACAGCAAUAACUUCAUUUCUCUUCCUGAAUGAUUUUAUUAUAUAAUUGGAAAGGGAGGCUAAAUUAUCUUUGUUGGCACUGUUAAACGAUUUGCAUAAUUUACUUUCAGUUUACUUGCACCAGGUCUCUCAGUCUGUUUUAUAUAUUGACCUUUGAAGUAUAAAAUGAUAUUCAUCUUCCAUUGCCCCUUUGGUCGAUUGUGUCACACCUUUCUGUUUCGACCUGGUGUGCCGCCCUUUUUUUGAUAGGUUAUGAUCACUUAGAUGUGGCUUAGCAAAGGCUGAUACAUUGAUGUUAUUUGUGGAAUCUGUAAUAAUAACGUGCUAGCAUAAAUUACUACAAGCCAUGUAAUCGAAAUAAUUCAGUGAAAAUAAUAGCAUCAAAAACGAAAGAAAUUGAUAAAUUAACUAGUUGUACAAUUAUACAAGAUCAGGGUGAAUAAAAUUUGUAGUUGUACUUAUUGGUAUUAACAGUCCAUAAUGUGGCAGACUUAUCGAGCUAUGCUCCAUCUUUUAUAAUAUCAUUAAUCUCGAUCUGAGGCGCUAAUUUCACCUGCGCCAACUCUGAGCCGUUCUUUAUAACUGCCCAUUCAUUUAUAUUCAGAACAGCUGUAUUUGAAAACACCACACAGUCCAUUCGCGAUCCGCUUUGGCAGCUUGGUGGCAGAUAAUUUCUGGAACUUUAAAACAUUGCAUUGAAGAAAUUUCAUGCCAAACGUUGCGGACCUAUGCCAGGAGACAAGAUGAAGAACAUUCAGUGUCACUUGUGAUUUUAAUUUUAAUUCGGGUGGGAACCCAAUCAAUUUUUGUUGAUUAUCUAUUGUUGAACAUGGUGAACUUAUUCCUCAACAUUCUGUAUCUUUCUCUAUAUGUAAGAACAAUUGUGUAAGUUGUUUAAUUUUCCAUUUAUCUAUCACAUUUUCUAGAGGUAUUUUAUUGUACUAAGUAAUAUCAAUCAUUUACGUUGUCAAUUCUUUUAAUAAUUAUCAUUAUUGUUGUAUUUUUUGUUUUCUCCAUAUGAUGUGAAAGUAAAUGCUACGGUAGAGUCCAGAGUUCGCUUCAUCAAAUUUUCUUGCGUCUUUACAGUGCUAAAACGAGCAGUCUUAGAGUACAUGUAUAUAUAGACCUUGAUAUCCCAAUUUUAUCAUUCUAUAAUGGUUUUUUAUCAAUUGACAAUUGAAUUUA
This is a messenger RNA of Lingula anatina, 3908 nucleotides long. Its product is annotated as putative amine oxidase [copper-containing]. The record is from RefSeq and is a predicted model, not a curated record. NCBI's taxonomy places the organism in Eukaryota, Metazoa, Brachiopoda, Lingulata, Lingulida, Lingulidae. Gene Ontology annotation, biological process: amine metabolic process. Gene Ontology annotation, molecular function: quinone binding; primary methylamine oxidase activity; copper ion binding. Gene Ontology annotation, cellular component: plasma membrane.